AUGGCUGUAUUUGCGGAACUAUUACAGCUUUCAUCAUCCAUCAUUUUUGCAGCUUUACUCGUGAUUUCUUUAAUGACACUUAAUUUGUUGCGUACGAAGAACGUGAAAUACCCACCGAUUAUCAAAGGAUGGAUUCCUUGGCUCGGAUGUGCGAUCGAGUUUGGAAAAGCACCGCUGACUUUCAUCAAAGAAUCCAGCGAAAAGCAUGGCGAGGUCUUCACAUUUUAUGCAAUUGGUCAGCGAAUGACAUUUUUGACUGAUGUCCGAGAUUUCCAUUUAUUUUUUAACUCUCCUCAAGCAGACUUUCAGCGAGCCGUCGAAGAUGCAGUGAAGAACACGGCGGGAAUCAACAGGGUGGAUUUCUUUACUAAUCAUCGUAAAAUUCAUGAUUUAGUCAAAGGAAGGCUGUCCUCUUCUAACUUGAGCAAAUUAACUCCAAAAGUUGGUCGGAAACUAGAAGAAUAUGCAGCAAGUGGUAAGUUUGUGUUGAUCUUUAAUUUGUAGCUAUAAUUAUUAUUUACAGAGGACGAACCUACCGCUGCGAGGUGAAAUUUUCUGUGAUAUUGAUUACAGACCUACGGCUCAGCUGGUUAAUUAUGGGGCAGAUUGAUGCCAAUGACAACGAUCUGAUCUCCCAAUUCUAUGGAGCCAUCAAAAUGAAUUGGUUGAAAGAUUUAUCUUAAACGAAUUGACGUGCUACAAAUCGGGGCUUGAGGUCAUAGGUUAUGUACAUUAAAAAAAAACUCAGGUUCACACACUUUGUAGAAUCCAUGACCUGAGUAGCUAUUAGCGUGGAAAACUUUCCAUACUCAACACUUGAAAGGUUUAGAUGAGAUUUCCAUCAUGAAGCCUUGGAAAUAAGCCAAAUAACCAUAACCAUAUGAAUCACAGUUUCCACGGCAAAAAGCAUUUAGUGCACUAUAAAUGUGGCCACUAGUCACGGGUAGAAGUAAAACAUAUGAAAAGCUGUACUGGUAUGUCUAGAAGGAUGGGAAGUGUUCAAGUUUUUAACACCACUCAAAGAAACCUUUAGGGCAGUUGCAGUUUGAAUUCCCACCUUAUUGACAUACUCCUUCAGAGACGUGUUGACCUCAAUGGUUAGUGCUCUUGACUUUGGAUCAAAAGGUUAAAUCAGGUGCCAACUUAAACCAAAGUCACUUAUCAUGUUCAUCAGAUGGUGCCUUUUCCAUGUAGGAGUAUAAAUGUGUGCCAAUGAAUUGUCAGGGAAACCAAUGAAUAAAAAAAUGCUGGCUAUAGACUCCAGAUUGACCAACUUCCCACUCUGGAGAGAAACAGUGUCAAAAGGCUCCUUUCUACAACAUAGAAACAUGGCAUAAGUUGCUGCAGUGCAUGUGAGUAAGGAGACCAGAACUGGCUUCACUUUUAAACCUUGUCAAGUCUGUCAUUCCAGCACUAUCCCACUGAACACACAAUUUUCCUUAUUUUGCACUUUUCACUAAAGAACUGGAAAUUAUGAGGGGUGGCAAAUUUAUGCAGGUAGAGAAGAAGCAUAACUAGUUUAUACUCAAUUUUUCUUGCAUGACUCAUGCUUUAUGUUCUCAGCAGGUUAUUUCAGCACAAUAAAAGUCAAACCACUGACAGAUUGUUAAGAAUUAAAAUGGGGUGAUAACAAUAACAAUUUUCAAAUUAUGAGGUGCUGAAAUGGCACUGAAAAGUGUUUGACUUACAGGUGAGAUUCUCCUCCAUGGUAUUUGAAAGGGUACCAUAGAAUUAUCAGGGACACCUGACACAGGAGUGGGAAGUGAACUGCUCUGAACUUAGCAUACUCUAUAGAAGUUUCCUUGUUAUUGGAUGAUGCAUGCAGCCCUGGGAAUUAUUGUACUGAAAAGGCAUUUAAAAAAUAAAAACUAUCUGAAAGCCACAAGGCCAGAAAUACUAUACAGCCUUGUGAGAUCAGCUGAAAGUAGAAGGUGUUCAGUAAAUAAUUGCAAAAUUCAGUCAUGUUGCACAUGCAAGGCUAACUAUGGCUACAUGACAAGUCAGUGAGGGGGGGGGGGUAAAUGCUAUGUUUGUGAAACACUUUUAUUUUUAUGUAUUUAUGUUUUCCUCUACUCAUGUUCAUUCAUUUAAUUCUCCUAGCAAAAAUUACUGGCUCUGAAGUUGAUUUGAUGUGUUUGGCUCGUGACAUUGUGUUCAGUGCAGUUGUACCUGUCCUGUUUGGUGAGGGAAUUCUUCCUCAAACUCAUCAAGAAUUUAAACACUUUCAGAAACAAUUUGAUCAGUUUGAUAGUAAUUUUGAGCAUGGUGCCAAGCUACCAGAUUUUUUGUUAAAAGAAUGGGCAAAAUCAAAAUACUUUCUGUUGGAUGUGUUUGGCAAGGCACUGCAAAAGAAGACUUAUGCAAAUGUAGAGGACACAUUACUUCAAGCCAUGGUUGAAUCACUGGAAGGUGAUUGUGCACCAAAUUAUGCAACUCUAUUGCUCUGGGCAUCCCUUGCAAAUGCAGUGCCAAUCACAUUUUGGACUUUAGCUUUUGUACUGAGUGAUCAAGGCAUUAAAAAGGAUCUCCAACAGGAGGUUGAUCUUGUACUAGGGCCAUACAUUGACAGUGGUAAGUACACUAGACUCUUGUUGUCCCUGCCUGAAGUGUUACAAUACCUAUCUGAAUUCUUGACCCUUUCACUCCUGUAUCUUAUAAGUAAUUCUCCUUACUGUCUGCCAUACAGUCCUUAUUCUGUUAGUCCAGAGAAUUUGGUAUUGGAUCAACUAACAAUUGCCCAAAUGAUAUUUCUCUCUAUUCUUAUCACUUGCCUUCUUGACAUUGUAUUGAUUUUUGUAAGGAGAAACUCUGUCUUGGUCACUCCUGGGAGUGAAAAGGUUAAUGAGGUAAUACUGGCCUAGCUCACUAGAGAGUCUGUGGUUAAGUGGCAGAGCCUUGGAGGGCAGAGUCUCAAGGUCUAAGAACUCACCCAUUUGUAAGUUCAUUUAGCCACCUGAGACAGCAUAUCAUAGUCACAUCCUGCACAGUAUAUCCACAAGUUCACCAUAGGGUCACUUGAAUUUAUAUUUGUAUCCAGACUCUUGUAAUCAAAAAGCUGUAGCAGCUAGAUGAAUUCUUUCACUAACUGUUUUAACCCUUUCAUUCCCAAGAUCUUAGUAGUUAUUCUCCUUACUGUCAUCUAUUCAAUUCUUAUGAUGUUAGUUCAGAGAAUUUGGCAUUAGAUCAACUAAUAAUCCCCCAAUGGAUCUUUUUCUUUAUUCUCAUUACUUGUCAGCUUGAUAUUAUAUUGAUUUGUAAGAAGAAAUUCUCUCUUGGUCACUCAUGGGAGUUAAAGGAUUAACCCAGCUGUGUGCCCAUUGCACCCGAAGUUGCAUUUGUAUACUUGAGAACAACACUUGCUGUUGAAUAUUCUUUAUUAAGACGAAGGACGAUAAUUCCUUGAAUACAAAGAGGGUAGCUGUAAAAUUAUCACUAAUCUCUGUUUGAAACUCAACAGAGCUAACAACAACAAACAACAACACUCUUUAUUUAAAGAAAUAUAUGGUUUACAAAACGUCAUGUCCUGCAAAUAGCUACAAUGCUAAUCUAGAGCUCUGUGAUCCAACUCGUUCAUGUCUUGCAGGGUCGUUGGCGAAACUUUCUCUGGAAGAAGUUAAGAAAUUGCGCAAGGUGGAGCACUGUAUUUUGGAAGCCAUUCGCCUGCGUCCAGCAGGAAUGAUUGCUCGCAAACUUACAGGACCCAUGCAAGUUCGUGAAUUUACAAUUCCAGCAGGUGAUACGCUUAUGAUUUCACCUUAUUGGGCGCAUCAAAACGAAGCCAUCUAUCCUGAUGCAAGAUCCUACGUUCCAGAACGCUGGAAUCAGACUGUAGACUCAGAUAAAUCGGCCCCCUCUGACAAAUUCUUUGCGUUUGGCGGCGGUCGCUUUCAGUGUCCAGGUCGUCGGUUUGCCAUGAUGGAAAUACAAAUGUUUAUAUCUCUUCUUCUUUGUAGUUUUGACCUAGAGUUAGUGAAGGAAGAGGUUCCUUUGCCGUCUCCGCGACAUGUCGUGGGCGUUCCGCACCCUUUAUCGCCAUGUUACGUGAAGAUGCACAAGAGAGUUAGAACUGUUUGA
This is a messenger RNA of Pocillopora meandrina, 4074 nucleotides long. Lineage: Eukaryota; Metazoa; Cnidaria; Anthozoa; Scleractinia; Pocilloporidae. The record is from the annotation of a GenBank genome assembly.